UGCUACCUCCACGUUAUAUAUAUUACACAUUUGUCUCUCUUCUCAUAUCACAGAAUCAUUUUCCAACAAUGGAGUUGGUAAUCAGUAUGUCCAUGGUCCUUGUGUUAGUGGCAUUAAUAUUGGGAGCUGAGGCCAGGAAAGGAAGGGUAUUGGAGUCCUUUGAGUACAACGCUAUUAGUUGCAGAGGACACUCUGCAUUGAUAACGGAUUUCGGCGGAAUCGGUGACGGUAAAACAUCGAACACCAAAGCAUUUCUUGAUGCAGUUAAUCAUCUGAGCCAGUAUGCAUCCGAUGGCGGUGCUCUGCUCUAUGUUCCUGCUGGACAAUGGCUAACUGGGAGCUUUAGCCUCACCAGCCAUUUCACUCUCUAUCUUCACAAAGAUGCUGUUCUCUUGGCUUCUCAGGACAUGAGCGAAUGGCCGGUUUUGAAGGCUUUACCGUCGUACGGUCGAGGAAGGGAUGCAGCCGGUGGAAGGUUUGCCAGCCUUAUAUUUGGAACUAAUCUCACUGAUGUCAUUGUUACAGGGGCCAAUGGUACAAUCGACGGUCAAGGUGCAUUCUGGUGGCAAAGUUUCCACAAGGGAAAACUGAAAUACACCCGACCUUACCUGAUCGAAUUCAUGUACUCCGACAAUAUCCAAAUUUCAAAUGCAACUCUUCUCAACUCUCCAUCAUGGAAUGUUCAUCCAGUUUAUAGCAGUAACAUUCUUGUACAAGGCAUUACCAUUAUUGCUCCUAUCACAUCUCCAAACACAGAUGGUAUCAAUCCAGAUUCCUGCACAAAUGUUAGAAUUGAAGACAGCUACAUAGUUUCUGGGGAUGACUGUAUAGCAGUGAAGAGCGGUUGGGAUGAAUAUGGGAUUUCAUUCGGGAUGCCGACCAAACAAUUGGUCAUUAGGAGGCUGACAUGCAUUUCUCCUUACAGCGCGGCCAUCGCGUUGGGAAGCGAGAUGUCGGGUGGAAUCCAGGACGUGAGGGCUGAAGACAUCACCGCCAUCCAUACGGAAUCCGGGGUCAGGAUCAAGACUGCUAGAGGAAGAGGCGGAUUCGUGAAAGACAUAUAUGUGAAGAGAAUGACUUUGCAUACCAUGAAAUGGGUGUUUUGGAUGACGGGAAACUACAAAGCACAUGCUGAUAAUCACUAUGAUCCCAAUGCGUUGCCGGUGAUUCAAGGGAUCAAUUAUAGAGACGUUGUGGCGGAUAAUGUGUCGAUGGCGGCUAGGUUGGAAGGGAUUGAAGGAGACCCUUUUACUCAAAUAUGCAUAUCCAAUGUCACGAUCGGAAUGGCAGCUAAGGCUAAAAAGAUACCGUGGACUUGCACCGAUGUCGAUGGGAUCACGAGUGGAGUAAGUCCUCGGCCGUGUGAACUACUACCGGAUCAAGGGCCAGAGAAACUCACAGCUUGCGACUUUCCAGCAGAGCCUUUGUCCAUUGAUCAAGUGGAGCUCAAAAGUUGUACCCUUGGGACGAAUUACGUGUGACCUGAUACUAGCAAAGUAAAACCAAGUUGGCAGUUAUAUGUACUAAAGAGCUCUCAUAGUUGGGAGCUUUCGAGUUUCUGUCUCUUAAUUUACUUGAUGAAAGUGUCACAUUUCAUGUAA
This is a messenger RNA of Hibiscus syriacus, 1601 nucleotides long. RefSeq names its product probable polygalacturonase. The transcript is spliced from 6 exons. NCBI's taxonomy places the organism in Eukaryota, Viridiplantae, Streptophyta, Magnoliopsida, Malvales, Malvaceae. The coding region runs from base 69 to 1481 and encodes 470 amino acids. The record is from RefSeq and is a predicted model, not a curated record. Gene Ontology annotation, molecular function: polygalacturonase activity. Gene Ontology annotation, biological process: carbohydrate metabolic process.